ACCAGAUGUUACUACCGGAGAGACAUCCACUAACUGUUACCCUUAUACGGCAUCUCCACAAGCGCAAUCAUCAUCUCGGCCAGCGUGGAUUGUUAGCUGUUGUACGGCAGCGCUUCUGGCCUUUACGAGCAAAGAACGUUAUCAAGAAGAUCAUUCACCAUUGCAUUCCGUGUUUUAGAAUGCGACCAUCACGAGCUACUCAGCUUAUGGGGAAUCUUCCGGACUAUAGGGUCCAACCAGCGCCGAUUUUUUCUACAACCGGAGUCGAUUUCGCUGGUCCAUUCCUUUUCAAAUCAUUGACGCAGGCAAGGAAACCCAUGUACACCAAGGGGUAUAUUUGCGUUUUUGUAUGUAUGAGUACACGUGCGUUGCAUCUAGAACCAGUAUCGAACCUGACGAGUGAAGCAUUCUUGGCGGCGCAACAACGAUUCGUGAGCCGUCGCGGUUUGCCUAGUAAGAUGAUAUCUGAUAACGCCACCAACUUUGAAGGAGCGUGUAAUGAGCUUGAGCGCCUAUCGGCACUUUUCAAGGAAGAACAGUUUCAGAAAAAACUAGAUCAGUUUUGUACUCAACGAAGUAUUGAAUGGUCUUUUAUUCCGCCUAGAAGUCCUCAUAUUGGUGGAAUUUGGGAGGCAGGUGUAAAGUCGGUUAAGUCACAUCUUAAGCUGAUUUUAGCCGAGCACAGAUUGACGUUCGAGGAAUAUGCCACGGUACUCUCCCAAAUUGAAGCUAUCUUGAAUUCAAGACCUUUAGUUCCGUCAUCGGAUGAUCCGAACGAUAUCACGGCAAUUACUCCUGCACAUUUUAUCAUCGGACGCGAGUUUCAGGCCAUUCUCGAGCCAUCAUAUGAUUAUUUGCAAGAACUUCAACGCCGACAAAAGGACUACAAGAUCACCCUAUUCAAGCCUGAUGCUCUCGUGUUAAUUGUCGACGAGAAUCACCCUCCUCUUCAGUGGUCAUUGGCACGGAUCAUUGACAUGCAUCCAGGAACCGAUGGUCUCACGCGUGUGGUGACCCUGAGGACGAAAGACGGGAUCACUAAGCGAGCAGUUAAAAAGAUUUGUCUGCUUCCUUUGGAUGGUGAAGAUAUUGGUGACGAUUGAUGUUUAGAAAUCAAGUAAUUUCAAGGCCCCGGGAAGAUGUUACGUCCAAUCAAAACAUUACUCCACUUCGAGUAUACAGUCCACCCAUACAGACAUUUGUAGUCACCCUCACACACAAACACAUACACAUUAUAUACACCAUUUUUGUAAGAACAAUUUUUAUGUUAGAAUAAA
Molecule: messenger RNA, 1277 nt
Organism: Armigeres subalbatus
Lineage: Eukaryota; Metazoa; Arthropoda; Insecta; Diptera; Culicidae
Exons: 2
Coding region: 6-1103 (365 amino acids)
Biological process (GO): DNA integration
Molecular function (GO): nucleic acid binding
Source: RefSeq, a predicted model, not a curated record